This is a messenger RNA of Dichomitus squalens LYAD-421 SS1, 3183 nucleotides long. Its product is annotated as bifunctional P-450:NADPH-P450 reductase. Gene Ontology annotation, molecular function: iron ion binding; FMN binding; aromatase activity. Gene Ontology annotation, cellular component: cytosol. Lineage: Eukaryota; Fungi; Basidiomycota; Agaricomycetes; Polyporales; Polyporaceae. The record is from RefSeq and is a predicted model, not a curated record. The transcript is spliced from 23 exons. Bases 1 to 3183 code for a protein of 1060 amino acids.
AUGACUACGCCGAUACCCUCCCCGCCGGCCCUGCCCCUCCUCGGGCACAUCACCCAAAUAGACAAGGAGGUCCCGCUUCGCUCGUUCGAGCUGCUCGCGGACCAGUACGGCGAGAUAUAUCAGCUGAACCUAAUCACGAGACAGUCGAUCAUCAUCUCGUCGUAUGAUCUGAUGAACGAGGUGUCCAACGACAAGCGGUUCAGCAAGGCCGUCGUCGGAGGCCUCGUUGAGACCCGUAAGGGACUGGGUGAUGGUCUCUUCACGGCUUAUCCCGGGGAGGAGAACUGGGGCGUUGCGCACCGCCUGCUAAUGCCUGCAUUCAGCACGGCGAAGGUGCGCGAUAUGUUCGACGACAUGGUCGACAUCGCCGAGCAGAUGGUCCAAAAAUGGGAGAGGUUUGGCCCCCUCCAUGUCGUCGACGCAGUCGAGGACUUCACGCGGCUUGCAUUCGACACAAUUGCUCUUUGUGCGAUGUCCUACCGCCUCAACAACUUCUAUAUGGAGCAAUCACAUCCCUUCGUGCAAGCGAUGGGCGACUUCCUGCUUGAGAGCGGGCUGCGAGCGAACCGGCCUCCCAUCAUGAAUACUCUCAUGAGAGGUAGCAGCGCGAAGUUCGAGGCGGACCUCAACACGAUGAACGAGCUUGUCGAUGAACUCAUCCAGUACCGCAAGUCACAUCCCACGGAGAAGCAGGACCUGCUCAACAUCAUGUUAAACGGCGUCGAUAACAAGACUGGCAAGGGUCUUUCAGAUGAGAACAUCCGAUUCAACCUGCUUACCUUCCUCGUCGCGGGCCAUGAGACGACUUCUGGACUAUUAACAUUCACACUCUAUUACCUGUGUAAGAACCCUGAGGCCAUGCGUAGAGUUCGGGAGGAGGUCGACGAGGUCCUUGGCGAAGGGCCUAUCCGGGUAGAAGACAUAAGCAAACUGAAAUACAUAUCCGCGUGUUUGCGAGAGACGCUUCGUCUCAGCCCUCCUGCUGCUAUGCGUGCUGUGGAGGCUCUCGAAGACGCUACCCUCAGCGGGGGCAAGUACUUUAUCCCUAAGGGUUCCAGGAUCGGAAUUCUUACGGCGAAGGCUCAGUGUGACCCCAAGGUUUGGGGAGAAGACGCUCGCGAGUAUAAGCCUGAGAGAAUGUAUGGCGAGAAUUUUGAGAAGAUCCCUCAAAACUCUUGGCAACCCUUCGGCUAUGGCAUGCGCGCCUGCAUUGGUAGACCCUUCGCAUGGCAAGAAGCGCACAUUGCCCUUGCCAUGGUCAUUCAGAAAUUCGACAUAGCCAUGGAUGAUCCCUCAUACACGCUCGAGAUCAAGCAACAGCUCACUGUGAAGCCGAAAGGGUUCUACUGCCACGCCAUACCCCGCAACCGCUCUUCCUCCCCGAUCGCCGUGGCACCCACAUCGACUCUUGUUGGCCUACCGCAGGUGUCGCAGGCCUCGUCGAAAGAAACUGAGCCGAAGGUCGAGCCGAAGCAUAAGCUGUACGUCGCGUACGGGUCGAACACGGGCACGUCGCAGACGUUCGCUCAGAGGAUCGCCAGUGAGGCGCCUCGUCGUGGCUUCAAGGCCUCGCUGGGCACGCUGGACUCUAUCACCGAUCACGUCCCCACUGACGGCCCACUUGUCAUCUGCACCGCUUCGUUCGAAGGCGAGCCCGCCGACAACGCUACACACUUCUUCGAGUGGGUCCAAAGCCUCAAGGGCAGCGAGUUCGAUGGUGUCAAAUACGCUGUCUUCGGCUGCGGUAAUAGGGACUGGGUGCGGACUUAUCAACGCAUCCCGAAGGCAAUCGACGCCAUCCUCGAACAGCGCGGUGGCAAGCGUCUACAGGAGCGAGGAAUCGGUGAUGCGCAGGCAGCCGAGUUCUUCGAGGUGUUCGACGACUGGGAAGCGAAGCUUUGGAACGCUCUUGCGACUGAAUACAACCUCCAGGUCGCUGAGGACGCGGCGCUCGUCAGCAGCAUUUCCAUCCAAACGAUCGAUGUCGGCACGACUCGGGCGUCGAUUCUCCGCCAAUCUGAUGCCGAUCUUGGUAAGGUAACCGAGAACCGCCUCUUGACCAGCCCGAAUGCCCCAGCGAAGAGGCAUAUUGAGUUCGAGUUGCCAGAGCACAUGACGUACCGUGCGGGAGACUACCUAGCCAUUCUGCCCACCAAUCCACAGAGAGACGUGCACAGGGUUACGGCGAGGUUCGGCUUCUCUCCGGAGCAGCAGAUUGUCUUAGGGUCCUCUGGCCCUACUUCCCUACCGGUUGACAGGCCUGUCAGCGUUUCCGCGUUGCUUUCGGGCUAUGUGGAGCUCUCCCAGCCCGCGACUACUCGCGAUCUUCGGAUCCUCCUAUCCGUCAAGUCCUCAGACGCAACGAAAGUUGCUCUCGACAGUAUUCAGGCGUCAUACUCGGAGAAGGUUCUGGGCAAGCGCAUCAGCGUCCUUGACAUUCUUGAGGAACAUCCCGACAUUCAGCUACCCUUCGGCACCUAUCUCGAGAUGCUCCCCGCCAUGCGCGUCCGACAGUACUCCAUCUCCUCCUCCCCUAUUCACAAUCCCCAACGCCCAACGCUUACAGUCAGUGUCGUCGAGGCCCCGGCACUGUCAGGAAAGGCGGAACCUUUCUUCGGCGUCGCUUCCAACUUCCUUGCAGGGCUUCGCGCGGGUGACGUUGUUCAACUCGCCGUGCGUGCCGCGUCAGCAGCUUUCCACCCGCCCGAGGACCCCAAGAUCCCUAUGGUUAUGUUCGCGACAGGGUCAGGCUUGUCGCCUAUGCGCGGUUUCCUGCAGGAACGAGCGGUGCAGAAGCAAGCUGGUAGAGAAGUCGCGAAGUCGCUUCUGUUCUUCGGUUGCCGCUCGCCGCAGGAGGAUUACCUGUAUGGAGACUCAGACCUCAAGGAGUGGCAGGAGCUGGGCAUCGUCGACGUCCGACCGGCAUUCUCGAGGAGUCCCGAGGUUUCUCUUGGUUUCAAAUAUAUUCAAGAUCGCGUUUGGCACGAUCGUCUGGACGUUCGAAACUAUUUCGACAACCUGGGUGCUAAGUUCUUCACCUGUGGGUCUGGAAAGGUUGCUCAGGGGAUCAAGAAGGUGCUUACGGACAUUAUCAAAGAGGCUCGUGUAUGCACAGACGAGGACGCCGCGGCUUUAUUCGAGCGCGCCAUCCAGGGUCGUUAUGCCACCGACGUUUUUGAGUAA